CCUAUUAAAACUACAAGUCUAAACUGUAAACAUUAUUUUUGUUUAUUGAAGGAAUAACAUUAUUUUCACAAUACUAAAUACUAUGAAAUAAGGCUCGAAUAAAUCUAAAAUCGACAUAAACAACCGCACACCACCAACUCGCAAUGGAGUUGACUCAACGGUUAGAAAGUACACAACAAACUUUUGGAAAUACUUCUGAAGUACGGUGUCCUGAUCAGAUUGGUUUCUUAGGAAUAUGUGGAACUAAGUACCCAGUUUUGAAAGGGCCGAACAAAAUAGGUAGAGAUCCCCAAACAUGUAGUAUUGUUCUAAAUUUAAAUUCCAUAUCCCGUCAACAUGCUGUGCUCAAUGUUUUAAAUAAAAAUAAUUUCAUGCUGAUGGACCUUGAUUCAGCCAAUAAGACAAAACUGCAAGAUAAAACAUUGGAUCCUUACAUUCCACAAGUGUUACAAAAUGGAGACACUGUUCAGUUUGGUCAAGUAUUUGGUAUAUUUCGAUUGCUGGAAGAAGAAACUGAUCUGCCAAUGACACAAGCUUUAGAAAUCCCUGAAACUCCUGUAAUAAAAAAGCAUUUGUCUAAAAUAAAUCACACUACUUUAAUACCAGAAUCACCAGAAGUCAGUGAUAGGGACGACUCUUUUAUUACUCCGUCACAGCCACAAACAGUUAGUAAACGCUCAAAUUAUAAUUUUACUAAGCCAUCUGGAAAACCAAUUUUAAAUCAAACUGGUGGUCUUAAUGGUACAGAUAAUGUUAAUUGGAAUUCUUCAAAGAAAUCAGAAUCAUUUCAGUUUGAUUCUGGCCUUAAAAAUGUACAAAUUGUUUCUGUUAAAUCAGAAGAUAUCACCUCCGGAUAUGAUGAAUCCCAUACACAAAUUACUGAUGAAAGUAUUGUCAAUAAUAAAAAUAAUGUGUCUAUUUAUGAUGCUAAUACGCAACUACCUUGUGAAGAUAAAAUGAACUAUUAUAAUCUUACAAAUGAAACAACGGCCAUGAAUGGUCACAAAGAUGAUCAUGAUUUAGAUACACAAAUUCCUGAUAACUGUAAUGACCCCUAUGAAUACAAUGCCUCUGUUUUUAAAGCAAACACUAAAAUACCUGAUGAUUUUUACGACAUGGAGACCCAAGUUCAUGUUGCAGACCAUUUACCAAAUGUGUGUACUAUAGAGACAUCAUUGCAUAUGGAACAUGAUAUAAACAAAGAUGUUAGUAUAUUUAAUGCAGAAACACAGCAAGUUUUUAUAGAACCAAAACAAGAAAACCAAACUGUUAAUGAAAAGUGUAAGAGCCAUGAAGCCUCUGAUGAUAUAAUCCUUUUUGAUGAAAUUAGUAGUCAGUCCCUGGAAGAUAAUAUGGAUUCACAAGCUAUUUUGCCAUCUAGUCCAAAUAUGAACUUAAAUGCUAAUAACUUAAGUAAUUUAAAUGUACUUGAUGAGAACAUUAUUAAUCCAAACAUACCAGAAAAGGUGCCAAAUGUUGAUGAUUUUGAUAAUUUGCCGACACAAAUUAUUACUACUAAAUCUACCGAAAUAAAUGAUGACCACAUAGAUGAUAUAGAUAUUUUACCAACUCAAAUAGUUGUAAUAGAAAACAAUACAACUAACGUAAAUCCCCAGGAAAUUUCUAGUAUAACAGAUGCAGACGAAGAUAUAACGGAUUGUGAAGAUAAUUUAGAUCAAAACCACGAGUCUUUAAAAGACAAAGACACUAAAUUCGAAGAUUUACAAACUCAAAUAAUAUCAGAGGAUCUCGAAAAUGGAAAACCCAAUGAUGCUUCAAACUGUAAUUUUGAAGAUAUGUUAACACAGGUGAUAGUACCAGAAGAAGAUACAACACUUAAAUGCAAAGUCUUAAAGCAAAUUAUAACUAUAAAUGAUGACUUUAAAGUACCGAAACCUUCACCACGAAAAGUUAAACGACAAAUGAACCUAACAGAAUAUUUAAAUAAACCAAAUCCCCUCAAAAAUAAACCUGGGAUUUCUGAAGACGAUGACCCGAACUAUUACGCAGCUACACAAGAUAUUAUAGGAGAUUUAUGUACACAAACAGAUCCAAAAAACAGUACCAAAGACUUAAAUGAUCCAGGUGGAGAAACUAAAAUCCAUGAAAUGGUUUCUGGUUUAUCCAGUCAAGAAGUAAGAGAUAUAGUGGGUGUAGAAAAAAAUUCAAAGCUUAAAAGAUUUCCCAGUGACAGUUCAGAUUGUGAAGCUACACCCUCUAAACCAUUUAAAUUUUUAUCUACUGAUUUACCAAAUAGUCAAGAAAUAAAAAGUAGUAUUACUGCCCAAAGCAGGACCAUCACAGAUGUAUUAAGUGAUUCUGAAUCCGAAAAAGAGUCUGAAGAAGGCACGCCAAUAUUAUUUAAAAAGAAGAAGAAAAUCAGUGAAGUUAAGCUAGACCUAUUGCGGAAGUUCAGUGCCGACGAAUUGCCUUCUAGAAUUUCUAUGAGAGUAAAGAAACCAACUGAUAGAAUCUUGAAUAGUUCUAAAAGUGUUAAUGAAAAUAUACUGAAGUCGCAUUAUAUUCGAGAUCAAGAGGAAAACAUUGAUGCGGACAUAGUUACUGAAAAUAUCUUGCGCCUAAAAAGUGAAAAGACAAAAAAAUCAGCAGAUGCUUCCAAACUUAAUGUUACCACGGAACCAGAGGAAAUUCCCAAACGAGAAAAAAGGAUAACAAGAAUCAAAACCGAAGAACCAACUACCUCAAAGGAAACUAAAAUAAAGAGAGCUUCAAAAUCUAAAGAUGACAAAGUUAGUGAUAAAAUUAAAGUCAAAAUAGUUAAACCUACCAAGCGCGGACGACCAAAAAAAGAUAAGGCAGAAGAAAAACCAGAGACAAUAGACGAUGGCGGCUCUAUUACACGACAAACGAGAAGUUGUGAUUCCAAAGUAAAUCCUAGAGGGAUACUAAAGAGACGUAGUUCAUACAAUGAUAUAUCCAAUGAAGUAAAAACUGAACCGAUCAGAAGAAGUCAAAGGCGAAAAUGUACGAAGGAUGGUGACGAGAGCGAAGUUUAUAGUUCGUCUAAUAAUUCACCUGGACUUAAAAGAAAUGCGUUUACUAAUGUUGAAAUACCCGCAAAAAAAUAUAGGCCGGCAACCUCACUGGGGCUGGUCACAAAAUUGAGAUCAACCUCAGCGAGAAAACAGAAAACCCACUAUGUACUGUUCACUGCAUUUCCCGCUAAUGAAGUGAAAAGCCAAUUAGAGAGUUUAGGCGCAGUUCUUGUUAAUGACGUAAAAGCCUGUACAGUAGUAUUGACGCUGCAGAUAAAGCGGACAUUUAAAUUAUUAUGUGCCGUGGGGCUUGGGAAGCCUGUAGUUGGGCGACAGUGGGUUCAAGCCUGCAUCGAUAACAAUGUUAUUGUCGAGCCAUGGUACUACUUGAUCCAGGAUGAAGUGUCCGAACAGAGAUUCAAUUUCAAACUGGAGCAAACAUUGCAUAGCAAAAGAAACUUUCUGAAGGGCCUAUACAUCUCUUCCACACCUAGCGUCAUGCCUAACGCUCAGGAGAUGAAAUUGAUCGUAGAAUGUUCGGGAGGCAAAUGGAAAGAAGUUUCAGAUCCUCCCAAAUCAAAAUGGCUGGUUGUAUCGACACCCGUUGAUAAGGCCUUGUGGCCCGCUAUCAAGGACAAAGGUGGUAUUAUCGUCUCCAACGAACUCGUUCUCGAUGGAGUUUUAAAACAGAAAUUAGAAAUUGAACAGAAUAGAUUGGGUUGACUGCGCGGGCGCAGCGAAUGGGCUUUUUUACAAUAUUUUAAUAUUCCAUAGACGAUAGGACCUAUACGAAUUGUUAUAUGUUUAAAAAAAAAUUUUUUAUUCAUGGCCCGCACGGUUUGUGAAUUGUGACCCAGGGUCACAACAGGGAAAAAAAUAAUAAUUAACCAUUGAUAAUUCCAAAUGACGUGCGAUGUAAGCACGUGAACAAACUUCAAGGUGUUAAUUAACAAAAAAAAAUCAUAUAUCCUAUGUUUCAAGUAAAAUCUACGACGAAAUUAAAAAAAACGGAUUAUACAAGCGAUAUUGAUAAUAUGUCACCCCGUUGUCAUGUGGUAGACGGGUAUAAAUAUUUUUACUAAGGGAUUUUAUGAUAAUUGUACUUUAUUAGAACGUCUAGAGCGCUUAUUAGUGAAAUGUCACUUAAAAAGGCGAUGUUCAAUAGAAGUGUUUGAAUAUGUGAAAUGUCAGAAUAACAUGAUUAAAGAAUAUUCUUACUAAAGUCUGGCUAAUGAAAGUUGAUACUGAAAAAGCGCGGCAAAUUUAAAAAAUAUCAGUAUGGCAGCCCUAAAGUAAAAAGGAAAGUUGGAACAACUCACUUUGAUACUUUGACAUUUAUUUUUAUUUUACUAGUGGACAAAAUUGCAAAAUUUUGUCCGCGUUAUGACGAGAUUAAAAGUAGCUUAUAUCACUUGUUAACUCUUUAUUAUCACACGGAUACGUCACUCCAUUGUGGCGUAUAUAGAGGGACAAACAGGCUAUCAAACACUAUCAUGAGUUUUAAAUAUUUGCAAAUCUAUGUGAGUAUGUAUCAAAGAAAACAACACCAUAUAUUUUUAUACUGUUUUUUAAUCACUAUAAUCAAAAUCUGAAUCUAAAAAUUCAACAUGGAGUGAAUCGUCACAAUCACUGGAGUCGCUGCUGUCUCUUAAAUUGAUGAUGAAGCUUUCUAGAUUAUUUUCAGUUAUAUGGUCUCUUCUUUUGUACUUGUCUUCCACAUGAAUGACAUGGUCUGUCAUUUUUUUCCAAUCAUCUGCUGUAAUACACUCAAAAGAUUGUUUUAUAAGAUCCUCGAACUCUUUUGGAGUUUGGCUUACAUUUUUGCUUCCCACAUUUCUUUUUGCUAGACUCCAUAUGAGUUCUAUAGCAUUAAGGUCACAAUGAUAUGGAGGAAGUCUUAGCACUUCAUGUCCGUUUUGGCUUAAAAGUUCAUCAGCUUCAUAAAUAGGUUCUGGUGUGUUCGGUUUUACUAAGCAGAGCAACUCUGCUUUUGAAUUGUAUGUUUACAAUUACACUUGGUUCAUUCAAAUUGGGCAUAAACUUUUCUUGAAGCCAUUUGUUGAAGUUUGUGGAAUUCAUUUCAUGGUGGUAGUCGGCCAUUUUCGAUUUGGUGCUAAAUACCAACAAUGAGUUUGGAACAGGGCCUAUCUCUGAUCCUGCAUGCACAAUAAUAUAUCGUUUUCCUGACGAUAUAUUUUCAAUUAUUCCACUUGUUGAUGGACCUUGCCAACAUUUUUUAGGCUUAUAGGUUUUGUGAACGUAAGUUUCAUCUAAGUAGAUUAUUGGCUUGCCUUCUGCACGUUUCGAUGCAAUGGUACGCAAAAAGCGAUUUCUCCAUGCAGCUAUAUCAUACAGUUCAAUUAAUAAUGAACGUUCAUUUUUAUUUUUCUUAAAUUCAUAACCGUUGCCUAAUAAUAUGCGACGGAGAGUUUCACGACAUCCACCAAAUUCUAUACUUUUUUUUAACUCUACCAACAAAGGUCCUCCAGACCCCUUCGUUCACCGCACCUUCUUUUUUAAUUAUCUCCAAUGUAAUAACACUUACAUCUGUAAAAACAAUAAAAUAAAAUGUCAAUUAUCGUGAGUCUCAUAACUAAGAAAUAAUAGAAUAUACACAAGUAUUACAAAACUAGUCUAAGAUUAACGUUGAGUGAAAACUUACCGGUGAGUGAAGAUAGUUCUUCUAAGUACUGGUUCUGAGAUUUCAUCAUAUCUUUUUGAUCUAAAUCUGUGAUUUUUUCAAUUGCUUGUUUUACUUCAGCAGUUCGUGCAUUAUCCUCAAGACUAUC
This is a messenger RNA of Pieris rapae (cabbage white), 5785 nucleotides long. RefSeq lists its product as uncharacterized. The transcript is spliced from 10 exons. Gene Ontology annotation, molecular function: protein binding. Lineage: Eukaryota; Metazoa; Arthropoda; Insecta; Lepidoptera; Pieridae. The record is from RefSeq and is a predicted model, not a curated record. The coding region runs from base 144 to 3719 and encodes 1191 amino acids.